GGGAAACUUCUCCAACAGGGGUGGAGGUGGUUCCAACAGGGGUGGAGGUGGUUCCAACGGUUGGAGAGUGGCGCAAUAGAGGCCGGGGCUGUGACGAGGGGCGGUUUUCUCAGAAGAGGGGAUUGGUCAAAGCGAGGCACUGACCGGUCACGUAGAGGUGGACGACAGUUCCCAAAUGAUGUACGUUUAACACUGGAAACUUUGACUGGAAAGGGGAAGAAGAACAUGACAAAGGAAUUCAAAGACCAGAAUGGUUUGGAGAUUGACGGAAGGUUAAUCUGUCGACAUUUCCUCAGGGGAAAGUGCAUCAAGGGUGAUGACUGCCAGCUAGAACAUGCUCUGGACGUCAACUACUCGAUCAACAAAGUGUGUAAAUUCUACGUCCAGGAAUCCUGUUCGAAAGGAGAGAGCUGCAUAUACAUGCACAAGAGUUUCCCCUGCAAGUUCUUCCAUCCUCCAUCCAUGGAGGAGCCAGUGGUCACAAAGGAUUCGGCGACAGCUGAGGAGACAAAGCCUGUCAUUGACAUAUUCCUGAAUCCCCUAAGGUUAAGAAUGCCAAACUUUUACAACAGCUCAUGCCCCUCUGAGCCACAUGCUGAGGAAAGUACCCCCGUGUGUCAGAAUGAAGUGUCAGCUGUGGUCGUGGAGAAGGAAAUUGCCCCUCCUACAGAGUCCGUUCAGUCUCCUGAUCCUCCCCCAAACUCUGGCUUUAAGGAACCGGUUUCUUAUUCAGUUGAGGCUGUGCUUGGGUCCCAUAGGCCCCUGGAAAAACCCUUCCGCAGCUUCUUGGCAGCCUCUAUCAGCCAGACCUCACAGACCCAACCAGAUCCCCCCCACAACUACAUUAGUUCCUCCAGACUCUAUCCACCCUCGUGAUCCACCCCUAAACUCUACAUGCGGCAAGAGAAAUGUUCCUUAUUCAGUCGAAGCUGUGCUUUGGAUUCCAGAAGCCUGUAGAAAAACCCUUCACAAUCCCCACACAGAUCCAAUCAGAUCCCCCCAGCACUACAUUCGUUUCUCCAGAUCCCGUUAGUUCGUCUAAUCCUCGUCUGAAUAAGAGGAAGGCUUCUUAUUCAGUUGAGGCUUUCUCUACGGCCCAGAAGCCAGUGAAAAACCCCUUUUGCAGUCUCUUUGCAGGGACGAUCAGCCAGACCUCCACUACACCUCUCAUACAGAACUCUGCUAAUUCGCCCAUCAACACCCCAGGAUGUAAGGGACUAGCUUCUUAUUCAGUUAUGGCUGUUCUAAAGUCCCACAAGCCUGUGGAUAACCCCGUCGGCAGCCUUGUUGCAGGCCCCAUCACCCAGUUCUCUCGCCACCCUGAUAUACAGACACAACUAGAUCGUCCUAGCACUACAUUAAAUCCUCCAGACUCCACUCGGCCCCCUGAUCAUCCUUCAGUCUAUAAGAGGCCGGCUUAUUAUUCAGCUAAAGCUGUGCUUGGAUCUCCUAAACCUUUGAAGCCAUUCUUCAGCAGCCUCUUUGCAGGCCCCAUCAGCCAGACAUUUCCCCAACAUCCCACACAGACCCAACCAGAUUCCCCUAGCACUACAUUUGGUCCUUCAGAUUCUGCUCCUCCUGCAGGCUGUAAAAGGCCGGCUUCGUGUUAUGUUACGGCUGUGCUUGAGCCCUAUAAGCCUGUGGAAAACCCCUUCUGCAGCCUUUUUGCAGGAACCAUCAGCCAGACCACUCUCGAACCUCCCUCACACUCCCUAAACUCCCCAGGUUGUAAGGCACCAGCUUCUAAAAAGCCCAUGAAAA
Molecule: messenger RNA, 1761 nt
Organism: Salvelinus namaycush (lake trout)
Lineage: Eukaryota; Metazoa; Chordata; Actinopteri; Salmoniformes; Salmonidae
Product: zinc finger CCCH domain-containing protein 4-like
Exons: 5
Coding region: 226-876 (216 amino acids)
Biological process (GO): negative regulation of DNA-templated transcription
Cellular component (GO): nucleus
Molecular function (GO): RNA binding; metal ion binding
Source: RefSeq, a predicted model, not a curated record